AUGCGUUAUAAAGAACAUGGAAUUGUUAUUGAACCAAAUGAAAUUGAAUUUCCACAUGUAAUACAAAAUAAUGCAUAUCGACAAACAAUUCAUGUUAAAAAUGUAGGAAAUAAAAGUAUACGUAUACAAAUAUUUCGACCAGCUAUCAAGGAUUUUCAAUUAAUUGUUAAUAAUCCAGAUCAACCUGUUCCACCUGGUCUUGAAGUGACAGGUGUUGUUGAAUAUGUAGCAAAAUCUAAUCAAGAACAACGUGAUAUUAUUGUUGUUGACAUUGAUGGACAAGAAAUACAAAUUCCUCUAUUUGCUUUUCCAGCACGACCAGAAAUUUCAGUUGAUGAAUUAAUCGAUUUUGGUGUUCAUGUUGCUGAUAAUAAGACUGUUUAUAAAACGAUUUUUGUUCGAAAUACUGGUAGUACAGCUGCACCAUAUAAAAUUGAGUAUAAAGGUGAACAUCCAAUUGGAUUUUCACCACAUUCAGCAGUUAUCCAACCAAAUUCUUCUAUUACGGUCGAGGUAUCUUUAUUAACAUCAAUGGUAACAGAAAUUAAUGAUACUGCUACAUUAGAUGCAUGUCAUAAAACACAUGAAAUAAAAUUAAUAGGAAAAAUAAUGAAUCGUCGUUUAUGUUUAUUACAUCCAAAAACUAGUGAAGAAUUACAAAAACUUAAUUUUGGCUCGUGUUAUUAUGGUUGUGAUCUUACAGCAUUAGCUAUUUUAUAUAAUGAUUCACCUGAAUCAGUUGCUUAUUCAGCAUUAAUCGAUGAUUCAAAACCAACAGAUUUAGAUCAAGAAGAAACAUCUUAUGUUAUAUAUACAAUGAAUCCAUUAAAUUCUAUAAUUACUGUUUUUCCAAAUCAAGGCAUACUUAAUCCAUUUGAAAAACGUCCAUUAUUCUUUCGUUUUAGUCCAAGAACUUAUCCGCCAAAACAAGCAUUUGCUACUACACUUGAUUUACCACCAAGACGUGAUAUAGCUGCUUUCAUGUAUUUUGAAUUGUUAGGUGCAAGUCCUGGUCUAUCAAAUAUUGAACAUAGUAAAACAAAACUUGAAAUAGCUGUAGCUGGUACAGCAUUACCAGUUAUAUUAUCACUUGAACCACAAGCAUUACAAUAUCAACUAACAUAUAUUGGACAAAAAAGUGAACAAAUGAUUCAUAUUUAUAAUCAAUCUGAUCAUAAAUCAAUUGAUUUUCGUUUUCCAUCAAUUGCAAAUUUUGCUAUACAACCAGCAAGUGGAAAAUUAAAACCACGAGAAAAAUUAAAAAUUCUUGUUACAUUUAUUCCACAUCAAAUCGGUAAUAUUAAUAAAACACUUAUAUGUGAAGUAUUGGGUGCAGUUGUAAAUCCUAAUGCACCAGUUUAUACACAAUCAAAACCUAUUCAUCAAACACAAUGUUUAUUAACGGGUGAUGCAGCAGUUAUUACUGAAAUACCAGCAGAAAAAUUUAAUAUGGGUCUUAAACCAAUAAUUUCUAAUGAAGUUGGUAUUAAUGUGAAUACAACACAAGAUUCAUUAAAACGUUUUUAUCCACGUGCAGCUGUUUUAAAUAGUGCUAAUGAUACAAUACAUAAUAAACGUGCAUCAACUACAUAUUUAAAUAAUUUUAAAAAACAUAAAGUAUCAUUUCCAAAUGAUCGUGCAAGAAGUAUUGGUCCAUUUAAUCGAGAAGAUAGUUUUAUAACACCAUUUACUAAAGAAGAACGAUAUAAUUAUAUUGAUCCUGAUUAUGCAUAUACAGAUGAAGAAAGAAAACAAAUUGAAAUGCAUGAAAAUAUGUAUAAUCAAUUAUUUGAUGAACAAAGAUAUCAACGAUCAGAAGUUAAAAGAACAAAAGAAUAUAAAAAAUAUGAUAAUGAAACAGAUCUUGGAAUAAAGCCAGGCAAUGGACUUGAUUCACCUCAUAUUGCUUUACAGGAUGUAGAAAAAAAUGUUAAUAAAGCUAUAAUUCCAUCUUAUCCCAAUUGGAAAUAUCGUUUACCAACAACAUCUGAAUUAGCUGAACAAGAACAAACAUUAUUACAUAAACCAUUAAAAGAAGGUCUUAAUUCAGUACCAACAACACAAAGAGAAAAAAAUGAUUGUGCUAUACUUUUAUCACCAAGUCAAUUAUUUAAAAUUGUUGUUGGACCACCAGAAUUAAAUUUUGGUGAAGUUUGUGUUAAUGCACCUGUAACAAAAUUUUUAUCUGUUCUUAAUAAUCUUGAUCAAUAUAUUCUCGUUCAAAUUGAUGUUGAUUCAGCUGCUUUAAAAAUGACAUCACCAUUAUGUCAAGUUAUACCAGGAAAAUCUCAUGUACAAUUUCCAAUAACAUUUGAACCAACACAAAUUGGUCUUUAUCAACGUUCACUCUCAUAUAUAAUUAAUAAUUUUUAUCGUCAUUAUGUUAAAAUAAUAGCUGAUGUUCGUGUACCAACAGUACAAUUAUCAACAGAAAAACUUCUUAUACGUUCAUUAUCACAUCUGUUAGCUGAAGAUUCAUUUCGUAAAGUUGUUCAUUUAUAUAAUCCAUUAAAUGCACCAGCUGAAUUUCGUUGGAUACCUAUUAUUGGUCCAAAAGGAACAGCGUUUUCAAUUCGUCCAGCAACAGGAGUUAUUGAACCAUAUCAAACAAUUGACAGUGAAGUUGUUUGGUAUGGUAGUACACAAGCACCAUUAGAAAAUUUUUUUACUUUACAUGUUUAUUCAACAAAUGAUUCACGAAAAGUACCAGCAAAUAGUUCUUCAAUAACACCAAAUAAUGAAACAACACUAACACUUCAAUGUAUUGCUCAAGUUGGUAAAGCAAAAUUUAAAAUUCCAGAAAAACGUGUUAAUUUUGGUUUAAUACCAAUAAAUAUGACAUCAAAAAAAUCAUUUACUAUUGUUAAUGAAGGAAUAAAUCAUCUUUUUUAUCAAAUAACUGACCCAAAUCCAUGUUCUGGUGUUGUUAUAAAUCCAGCAAAUGGUCUUGUUUCAGCUGGUUCACAAACAAGUAUAACAAUUGAAGUAACACCAAUUGAACUAAUUAAAUUCGAUAUUAAAUUUGGUUUAAAAGUUCUUGGACAAAAAGAACAAGAAAUUCGGAUGACAGGUGAAGUUAUUGAACCAGAUUUAAAUAUUCCUGAAGAUGAAUUUAAUUUUGGUGGUGUACCAAUAUUAAUGAAAGCAACAAAACAAUUUCAUAUUGAAAAUAAAGGCACUGUCAAAGGUAUUGUUGAAAUAAAUCUUUCAAAAUAUCCCGAUUUUAGUAUAAAAACAAAUCCACCUAUUGGUAAUGAACAAUGUUGUACACAAAAUGGUCAAGUUUAUAGUAUAACUGUUCAACCAAAUGAAUCUAUUGAAGCUGAACUUAUUCUUGUUCCAGCUGAAAUUGCUUUCUAUGAUUUUCUUCUUCCAAUUCGUACAUGCCCACCAUUAGUUAAUGUUGAAGGUUUAUCACAAGCAUCAAAACCUUCAUCAGCUAUACAUCAUCAUCGUGAAUUAAGUGCAAGUGAACAAAAAGCUUUACAACCAUCACAUCCACCUAUAAAUCGUCGUAUACGUGCAACAGCAUUAUCUGAUUGUUUACAAUUAUCAACAAAAGAAUUACAUUUUCAAAUGUAUUCAACACAAUAUAAUGCUAUGAAACAAGGUGCUUAUUGUGAUUGUCAAGAAAUCAUAUUAAUAAAUAAUAGUAAAAAAAAAAUUCAUUGGCAACUUGAUUUACGUGAUAAUAUAACAUUAGAUAAUGAUAUAUUUCGUGUAGUACAUUCAUCACUUGUACCAUUUAUAAGUCCAUCAACAAAUAUUGGACCAGAAGGUGAAAUUGAACCCAAAGAAAUUUUUUCAUUUAAAAUUAAUUUUAUACCAAAAAAACCUGGAAUAUAUAAAACACGUAUACCAUUUUAUAUAAAUCAUAAUCAACAAAUACCUUAUACAUAUAUUGAAUUAAUUGGAGAAUUAAUUAUGCCAAGUUUAAUAUUUGAACCAAGACGUUUAAUUCUUCCACCAGUACCACUUGAUAUUGAAAGUGUUGGAACAGUUCGUGUACGAACAAAAGGUUUUGAAAAAAAUACAAAAUUAAUUAUCUUAUCUCAUGUUAAACCAAUAGAUGUUUCAUAUGAAUUUCAUGCAUCAUUUGUUGAACCAGCAAUAGUUACUGUUGAUAAACAACAAGAUUUUACGAUGAAAAUAUUUUUUAGUAGUAAUCAUUCAUAUUCUGAAAAACUUAUUGUUAAAAUAAUUGAUGAAGAAAGAAAUAGUUUUGAAUAUGAAGUUUAUGUUACAGCUGAUAAUUCAAUAUUUACAUGUUAUUCAUUUUUAUGGAAAUCAGAAAAUGAUUAUCAAAUUGUUGUACAACCAGGUCAAAUUAUGAAAGGAAGUAGAAUUAGAUCUGAUGAAAGUAAUUCAAGUGGUGAACCACUUUUAGUUCAAAAACGUACAGCAACAAGUUCAAAUUCUCGACCAAAUACAAGUACAAGUGCAACAUUUGAUCCAAUUGAUCAAACAUCUGAUGAAACAUCAACAGAUGAAAAUAUAUCAGCACAAAAUCGAAAUGAACGUUCUCCGACACCUUAUGCUCGUAUUCGUUCUGGUUCAUCAAAUACAUUUCAUCAAGCAACAACUGUUAGUCAAGAAUUAAAUGCUGUUUCAAUUCCAUAUUUGGAUAAUGAUUCAAAAACAUUUCAAUGGCUUGUAUCAACACUUGAACGAUGGUAUUCGAAUCAAGGUUGGCCUAAAGGUACACAUUCUGUUAAAAUUCCUCAAUCAUUUCGAAAUGCAUUAUUUAAACGACUAUUUGAAACAGUUGGAACCAAACAAAAUGCAAAAGAAGAACAAAAAACAAUUUAUGAUAUGAUAACACAUUUAAGUGGACAUGCAUUACCAGGUAUACCACAAAAUUCUGUACCACCAAAAAAAAUGGAUGAAGCUACAAAACAAUAUUUAUGGCAACAUCGUUUAUUAUUAUUAUUUUUAAAAACACAAGGUUCAUGUACAGCUUUUAUUCGUCCAGAAUAUCUUCUUCCAUUCGAUUUAUAUAAUGUUUAUGUACAAAUGCGUGAAACAGCUUUAUCAGCAAGUAUAUCGAAUGAACAAAAAGAUACUGAAUUAACUCAAGAACUUACAAAACCUCUUCAUUUAUCACAAGAAGUUUUUGAAACUGUAUCCAAAAAAACAUGGGUCGAUGUACUGAUGCAAAUACUUAAAAGUCUUGUACUUGGUCGUAUAACACCAAAAUCAUAUGAACAAUUAGGUAUACCGGAACGAAGUAAAUUAAUGCCAGAUAUAAAUACUGAUCCAACAUCAAGUAAUAUUUAUGGUAUUAGUGAACGAAUAUUAUUAACAUGGCUUAAUUAUUGUUAUUCAAAUUAUCGUGAACAAGUUUGGACACAUCGUGAACAAUCUAAUAUGCCAUCUGGUCGUUGGAUUGUUAAUUUUGAUAUUGAUCUUGUUGACAGUAUUGUACUUGGUACAGUAUUAGGUGCCUAUUGUCCAUUUUUAAUUGAACCUCAUUUACAACGUAUGUAUGUUCAUCCAACAACUGGUGAACAAUAUUUACAAAAUGCACUUAUUAUUAUUUCUUGUUUAUUACAACUUGGUCUUGAAUAUGAUCUUCAAGCAUUAGAUAUAACACGUGCUGAUCCUAUAUGCAUGUGUUUAUUUGUUUGUUAUUUAUAUGAACAUUUACCUGAGUAUUUAUCCAAAGGUACAAUACAAUUUGGUGGUAUUUUACAUGAACCAUCGACAUCACAAGUUAAAAUAACAAAUCCAAGUAUACAAACAUUAACUUAUUCAAUGAAUAUUAUUGGUCGCGAUGCUGAUGAAUUUCAACUUGUUAAAGGUGCAACAUUAAGUAUACCAGCUAAAACAUCAUUAUUAGUUAAUAUUCAAUCGAAAAAUAAUCGUCUUCGACCAACUGAUGCUGUUUUAUUAUUAUAUGGAAAACGAACAAGUACUUAUCCAGGUUCAGCUAUGGUCUUUUAUUUACAAGGUUCAAUACAAACAGUUACACCAAAAUGUGUUUAUUCGACAAAGAAAAUUCAUCGUAUUGAAGCACCACUUUAUAAAAUAACAAAAUCAACAAUUGAAAUAACAAAUCCAUAUGAUCAAGGUGGUAUCUUUCAAGUAGCUAUUGUUAAUUCAUCUGAAAAUACACAGGAAAUGAAAAAUCCAUUAGUUACAUCAAUUGAAGGAAAUAAAAAAGAUACAGUUGAAGAAUUAUUUCAGAAUUUAAAAAAAACUAAAAAAAGAUCAAAUCAAAAUCAUGAAGCUGAUUGUUUUUUUAUUGAACAAACUUCAAUUGAAUUAAAAGCACAUGAAACAAAACAUUUUGAAGUGCAAUAUAUUGCAACAACAUCCAAACGUCGUGAAGCAUUACUUGUUUUUAUGAAUGAAACAAUAGGAGAAUUUCUUUUUCUUAUUGAAGGUAUUCCAAAGAAACCUGAACCAUUUCCCGUAUCCAGUGACAAAGCAAUGAAAUUUGAUCAGAAGAAAGCUAAAGUAGAAAAACUACGCUUUCAAGCUGUAGUUGGUGUAACAAAUGUAUUUGAUAUUGAUAUUCCUGUAAAAAAUAGUCAACGACACAAUGCUUUAGUUGCUGUUCGAUGGCAGGGCAUGUCAGAACGUGAACGACAAAAACAAACAUUACUUGGUUUAACUAAUCAAUUACCAGAACCUUCAAAAAAAACUUUUCAUCCAUAUUCUCGUUUACCUGAAUUUAAAGUUCAAUCAUCAUCAACAUCAAAUAAUUUUAUUAUUCCAACAAGUUUAUCAUUUCCAACCGAAGAAUUAUCUGUUAAAUUACCAAUACGUUUUCAAGCUGAUAAAACAGGUAUUUAUUCAACAAGAGUUUCUUUAACAUGUGGUGAUGAUAUACGUGAUUUUGAUAUUGAAAUACAUUGUGUUACACAAAGUGAUAAUGAUAAACAAACAGCUGGAUUACAUAUGAGAACAAGUGUAUUUACACCUGUACAACAAAACAUUCCAAUUGCUAAUUCAACUGAAGAUGAUUGGAAUAUGACAGCAACAUUUUCGGGUAAUAAAGCAUUUUCUGGACCAAAAACAUUUCGUGUUGAAGCUAAAUCAGUCUAUCAAUAUCCAUUAACAUUUCAUCCACAAAUUGAAGAUGAUAAAUUUCAAGCUCAAAUGAUAAUUAGUAAUGCUGAUACAGGUUUUACACAAGCAUAUAAUCUACGUGGUAAAGCUGAUCGUGGACCACCUAUCGGUCAUUUACAAUUAGAAAGCAAAGUUGGUUCAACAACAACUCAUACUAUUAAUAUAUCAAAUAAAAAAGCGAAGAGAACUGCAUAUUUUGUCACAUGUAAUCUUCCAUUUGUUCAAGGACCACCUUAUGUUUGUGUUCAACCAAAAAAAUCUGCUCGAUAUGAAUUUGAAAUUUGUCCACCAAAACGAGGCACUUAUAAAGGUGUUGUCGUUUUUCAACCAGGACCAUGGCCUAUUAAAGAUAUUGAUUCUGAUGGUGAUGAAAUUCCACCACUUGAACAAGAUGAUCCGGCAGAUUUUCAAUAUUCACUUUGGUUUACGGUUGAUAUUAACGUUCAAUCACCUAAUCCUCAAACAACAGUUGAUUUAACAGCACCAUGUUUAGGUUCAAAUUCAUUAAUUAUUCCAUUGAAAAAUCCGCUUGAUCAUCCAAUACGAUUAGAUAUUGAUUUAGAAACAUUACCAGAUGUUAUUGGUAAUGAUUCAAUAGAAAUAGAAGCAAAUGGUGAAGCUCGUUAUGAACUUAUAUUCAAACCGAAAACUAUUGGAAAUUGGAAUGGAGGUCUUAUCUUUUAUAAUGAUGAAAUUGGUGAAUUUUGGUAUGAAAUUAAUUUAAUUAGUACAAAUCCACAAAAAGUUGAAUUACCAUCAAUGAGUGCACCACUUGGAGGAAAUGCUACACAAGAAAUAACAAUUGAAAAUCCACUGGAUGAACACGUUACAUUUCAAACAAUAUUAUCAAAUAAUAAUAAUUUUACAAUAAAUACUGAUCAAGAUACAAUAAUAGUCCAACCUAAAAGUCAAGCUAAAGUUAAUAUUAUAUUUAAUCCUUCAUCGAUUGGAAAUGGAACUGAACAAAAACAUCAAUCGAAAAUUUCAUUUGUUAAUGAUAAGAUUCAAACAAAUCAGGAUUCUCUUCCGAGUACUGAAAAACUUGGUACAUUGAAAUAUACUGUUAAAGGUGUUGGUACAAAACCUCAAAAACAACAAUCUCCUAUUAUUAUGACAAGUGAAACUGGUGUUAGCUCAACAACAAAUAUUGAUUUUCAAAAUCCAUCUAAUCAUCCGAUUCGAUGUGAUUUUUCUCUUUCAUCUGGAAUGAAUAAUUCAUUUCGUAUUUUACUUGAUAAAAUUGAAAAUAUAUCAAUUGGACCACGAGAAAAAUUUCAUAUUCCAAUUGCGUUUUGUCCAGAAACCUUAUCUCGACAUGACGCACAAUUACGUAUUAUUGGACGUUUACCAGAAGGAAAAACUUGGUCACCGGACAGUCCUGAUGCAUCUGAACUUUCAUGGACAUAUCCUUUACAAGGCAUUGCUUUUAAUUGGAUUCGUCAAAAAGAUGAAGCGGAUAAUCAAUUGACAAUAAUUGAAUGUGUAGCUGGUGAACGAGUUGAACAACAACUUGAAUUUGAAUUAAAUCGACAAUUAUUUCGUUUUGAUAAUCGACAUUUAAAUAUAAAAAGAAAUCCAACUGCUAUUGAAAAUUAUACAAUCAUUAAUGAAAAUAUUUCUAAUCAAGAAUUUGUUCAAAAUUCAAUUGGUAUUCAACUUCUUAAACGUGAUAAUGAAAAAAGUGAUAUUGUUCGUUUUAAUAUUAUCUAUACACCAUCAAAAUUUAUAACAAUGGAUUGUAUACUUGUUUUAACACUUGCAACUGGUGGUCAAUUAAAAUAUCCAUUACGAUUUGUUAAACUUGACAUACCACCAGAUGAUGAGAUUACACUUGAAGCUGUUGGCCUUAAUAAAAUAUCUACUAUUGGUUUCCGUUUAUAUAGUCCAGUAGAUUCACCAAUUCCAUUUGAAGCUUAUUUUACAUCAAACAGUGAUCGAUCAUUCGGUAUAACACCAGAGUAUGGUGAAUUAUUACCAGCAAGUGCAAAUGGUACUUUAUUAAAAAUAUCAUUUUGUCCAACUGUUUAUGGACGAACUUUCAACGCUAUGUUAAUUGUGAAUGCACAAGAUCAUCAAUGGAAAUAUGUUGUUCGUGGUGCAUUACCACAUUAUGAACCACCAAAAAAUCGUUCAAGUUUACCAUCUGUUAAUAGUGAUGAAUUCGCUAGUCGACGAGCAGGAGCUAAGAAACGAAAUUUUAUUCUUGAAAAUCUUCAACUUCAACAAACAGCUGUCUCAUCACCGAUAAAAGGUGCAUCUGUGUUAACAAAACCAAGUGAAACAACCAGUGUUUAA
Rotaria sordida is the source of this 9369-nucleotide messenger RNA. Lineage: Eukaryota; Metazoa; Rotifera; Eurotatoria; Philodinida; Philodinidae. The record is from the annotation of a GenBank genome assembly.